Camelina sativa (false flax) is the source of this 851-nucleotide messenger RNA. RefSeq lists its product as uncharacterized. NCBI's taxonomy places the organism in Eukaryota, Viridiplantae, Streptophyta, Magnoliopsida, Brassicales, Brassicaceae. The record is from RefSeq and is a predicted model, not a curated record.
UCACACGGAUCUUUUAGUUACUAUAAAAACGUUCACACGGAUCUUUUAGUUUCUAAGUUAAUAAAGAAAAGAAAAAGGUAUCUCCAGUCAUGGCCGCUGCGAUGGUUCUCUCUUCUCGAACCCUAGUCCACCGUAACCCUAAUCCUCGCCUUAGCCGCCACUCUAACGCUGCUACAGAGGCUACUCCUCGCCGACGGAAGCGAAACCCUACCACGACGUCUCAACCUACGGUGAUCAAAUCUCCGGCGGCGAAUCUUGUGAUGGGAGAAGUCAAGAUCCUCAAACGCGGCGAGACAUUGAGCGCGUUUAACAACAAGGAGAACAACAGUAGCUGCGAUGUUACAAGACGACCUGUUUCGAAGAAGAUGAUGAAUAAUGACGUUGAUUUGAUUGUAUCGUCGACUAAUAGACUUGGACCUGAACCAGAGACUGUGAAGAAACAGAUCGGAGCUUUAAAACGAUUGGAGAUCUUCGCCGGAGCUGGUUGCUCUAUUUCGCCGCUUCCCAGCUCUGUUCCGAUCCCAUGUUUUCUGGAGAAGAACAAUCUCGUCCUUUAGAUCUCCAAAAGAAGAGAUUUGGGGGGAAACUAAACCCUAGAAAUUGCAACCAGUCUUUAAGAGGCGCGCAGAUGUUGAAGAUAUCAUGUGAAGUGAGAUAAACAAAUUUGUUUGUUUGUUUAUCUCAGAGAAGGAAGAAGAAGAAGAAGAAGAAGAAGAAGAAGAAGAUGGCGCCUCAGUGCUCCAAUUACAACCAAAACUUGGCUCUGCUCAGUGCUCUGUAACAGUGAUGACUCUUCUUAAUCAAAUUUGUUUCAAGCAGAACUGUUUGUGUCAUUGUUGUUAUCAGCUUCA